Helobdella robusta is the source of this 300-nucleotide messenger RNA. RefSeq lists its product as hypothetical. The record is from RefSeq and is a predicted model, not a curated record. Gene Ontology annotation, cellular component: membrane. Gene Ontology annotation, biological process: monoatomic ion transport; transmembrane transport. Gene Ontology annotation, molecular function: monoatomic ion channel activity. NCBI's taxonomy places the organism in Eukaryota, Metazoa, Annelida, Clitellata, Rhynchobdellida, Glossiphoniidae. The annotation marks the transcript as partial. The transcript has 2 exons.
AGAUUCUACUGGGACCUCUUCAUGUUGGUUCUGCUGAUAGCCAACCUCAUCAUCCUUCCGGUUGCUAUCUCCUUCUUUAAUGACGACCUCAGUACAAAGUGGAUCGUCUUCAACGGUCUCUCCGACACCGUUUUUCUACUCGAUCUCAUCAUCAACUUUCGUACUGGUAUGUGCAUCAUCGCGGAUAACUUUGCAGACGACAUCAUACUGGAGCCUCGUCUGAUAGCCAAGCACUAUCUGAAGACCUGGUUCUUCCUUGACCUCAUCAGCUCCAUCCCCCUCGACUACAUCAUCCUCCUC